Messenger RNA from Penaeus monodon (black tiger shrimp), 2373 nucleotides. RefSeq lists its product as uncharacterized. Lineage: Eukaryota; Metazoa; Arthropoda; Malacostraca; Decapoda; Penaeidae. The record is from RefSeq and is a predicted model, not a curated record.
AUGAGUCAGGGACCUUGUGGCCUGUUAGGGGAACCUUUACUACAGCUCGAUCCAUGCUUGCGCGGCAAGGACGUUGAAGUGUGGCACGAACCACGUGUCAAACCAGGCGGGUUACACCGUGAGACUGUCCAUGGAACCUCUUACUUGCUAAUCUGGAUUGCCAACUAUGUUCCGCCACCUAACAUCGCCUCCUCUUGUACGACCCUUGCCCCUCAGGGUCUGUCUCUCUGCGAGACAAACCUGGGUGUGAAGGAGACACUGUGGGAACCUACGGAGAUCAUGGCUUGGGUACGAGCUCUGUGUGCAGCCUGGGUCGCGAGGAAUAGAGAUGGCCCUUGGUGCACUGCCCUGUCAAGACCUGCCUCUCGCCUCCGUAGGGAGUCCUCGCGUUGGCUGGAACGCGUGAUAGGUGGCAGCAGCUUUAUAAGGGAGGACGCUGUCACAAACCUUUCUUCCCUGUCCUUGACCCCCCACCAGCUACAACUCCUUGGCUUCGGUCUUUCCUUUGCUCUCCGCCCUCACCCCCUUACCUCCAUCGACAUUAUUUCCUCCUUUGACCGUUUCAUCUCUUCUCACAGGAACUCCUUACCUGAUGUCUCUCUCCUUCGUGGUGCCUUCAUUCCGGCCCUCGAAUCUCUCCUCCAUCCUAACCCUUCCAUCCCCAGGCGUUACCGUGAGGCCCUUCAAAGCCUGCGCAGGGAGGACGUCAUCAUUCUGCCUUCUGACAAGGGCAACUCGGUGGUGGUCCUCGACCGUGCCUCUUACUUGCAGAAGGCCCAGGACCUGGAUGACGCCUUUACUUAUGCUCCCCUGACCAGUGACCCCCGUGAACGCAUUGCUGCUACUUUCUACCGUCGCCUGAAAGGGAUAGCUGCCUGUUUUCCGGAGGCGAAUCUUUACCAGAGGUUCAGGGUCGUUAACCCUCGACUCCCUCAUUUCUAUGGGCUUCCUAAAACCCAUAAGCCGGCCGUGCCUCUGCGCCCCAUCAUCUCCUCCCGGGGAUCUGUGACGCACCCUCUUGCGGCCUGGCUGGCGAAGUGUCUCACUCCCCUUCUUGGCACCUUCUCUCCUGCUCACCUCCGCCACUCUCAGGACUUCAUCUCCCGCGUGCGUGGAGUAUCACCGGCGACCAUGAUGAGCUUGGACGUUGACUCCCUGUUCACCAAGGUCCCGCUUGAUGAUGUCCUUGCUUUCCUCCAGAGGAGACUCCCCGCAGAGGAUCCUCGUCUCCCUCUGCCCACCGACGUCUUCCUCCAGCUGAUUCGUCUGUGUGUGGAGUCUAAUUCCUUUUCCUUUGAAGGUCGCUUCUACUCUCAGACGUUCGGUGUUGCCAUGGGCUCUCCCUCUCCAGUCCUGGCAAACCUGUUCAUGGAAUUCUUCGAGUCUGAGCUUCUCCCUUCCAUCUCCCUUCGGCCGUCGAUCUGGCUGAGGUACGUCGAUGACGUCUUUGCUCUCUGGCCUCAUGAUCCUGCCAUGUUUCCGGGUUUCCUGAUGCAGCUGAACUCUCUCUCUCCUUCCAUCCGUUUCAAGGUGGAAUGGGAGGUUGACAACAAGCUCCCUUUCUUGGACACCCUAGUCCAUCGCUCUGCUGAUCACUUCUCCUUCUCCAUAUACAGGAAGCCUAUGCAUAGUGGUAUGUACAUACACUUCUUCUCAUACCACCCUCUCCAUGUAAAGAGAGGUGUUGCCACCUCGCUGUUCCUCCGCGCCCUUCGCAUCUGUGACCCCCAGUACCUGGAUGGAGAGAUCGUCUUCCUUCGUCGCUCGUUCUCCAAACUGGGCUACCCUGGCCAUGUUCUCGACGCCGCGUUAUCCAGGGCACGGCGUACCUUCUACCACGACUCUCCUCCUAAAGAGACUCCUCACUUGCCCGUCCUCAGCCUGCCCUACACUGAGGAAAUCUACUCUCUCCGUCGCCCUCUUCACCCUCUCAACUGCAGGCUGAUCUUUCGCCAGGUGAACACCCGUCGCAACCUGGUCCAUACCAGCCCUCCUUCCUCCUCGAAGGUGGGCACCUAUGCUGUUCCUUGUGCCUCCUGUGAUAAGCAGUACUUUGGCGAAACAGGCGCCAGUCUUACCAAGCGUCUGUCUCAACAUAAGUACGCAGUAUCCAGGGGACACAACAAUAACGCCCUCUUUUGCCAUCAGUGGGACACUGGUUAUCAGAUGGACUGGUCAGCAGCGCGGAUUGUCUUUCCUUCCGCCGAUGUCCACUCCCGCAGACUGGUGGAAUCUUCCCUUAUAAAGCUGCUGCCUAAUUUCAACUUGAACAGCGGCUUUUCUCCUGCUGAUAGUCUCCUUGCUUCCCAUAUCCUCCGCCUUCUUCCGUAUGCCGGCCACCCGGCUCAUAGUCCGCUCGAUCCUCCGACCUGA